Arabidopsis lyrata subsp. lyrata is the source of this 858-nucleotide messenger RNA. RefSeq names its product 40S ribosomal protein S19-1. Gene Ontology annotation, biological process: ribosomal small subunit assembly; translation. Gene Ontology annotation, cellular component: ribosome; cytosolic small ribosomal subunit. Bases 213 to 641 code for a protein of 142 amino acids. The transcript has 4 exons. Gene Ontology annotation, molecular function: RNA binding; structural constituent of ribosome. The record is from RefSeq and is a predicted model, not a curated record. Lineage: Eukaryota; Viridiplantae; Streptophyta; Magnoliopsida; Brassicales; Brassicaceae.
UAUGAAGAAUUUAAGGCCCAUUAGCGUGGGCUGAGAACGGGUCGGGUUUUGGACCCGGAUCUGGGAGGAAACCCUAAUCGAAAUACCGUGGCCGUAUAUAUAAACUUUGUUAAUGGAGAAUAAAAAACCCUAGUCUUUGCGGAGAGAGAUUCAGCUGCGUUGGGCAAAAUCCCAGACGAAGAACAGUGAUUAGUCUAUUGAUAUUUUGAGCCAUGGCAGGUAAAACUGUGAAAGACGUCUCUCCUCAUGACUUCGUCAAGGCUUAUGCUUCUCAUCUCAAGCGAUCUGGCAAGAUCGAGCUUCCCACAUGGACAGACAUUGUGAAGACCGGAAAGUUGAAGGAGCUUGCACCAUAUGACCCUGAUUGGUACUACAUCAGAGCUGCAUCUAUGGCUAGGAAGGUUUACCUUAGGGGAGGACUUGGUGUUGGUGCUUUCCGUAGAAUCUAUGGUGGCAGCAAGAGGAACGGUAGUCGCCCACCUCACUUUUGCAAAAGCAGCGGUGGGAUUGCCCGUCAUAUCCUCCAGCAGUUGGAGACAAUGAACAUUGUUGAGCUCGACACCAAAGGAGGAAGAAGAAUCACUUCCAGUGGCCAACGGGAUUUGGACCAGGUUGCUGGCCGUAUUGCAGUUGAACCUUGAAGACCUGAAUGUUCUUUUUUUGUUCUUCUACUUUUGAGGCCAUUGUGCUUUUAGUGUUUAUCUUUACUUUUAAGAAAUGUUACCAUUUCAUGCUCAAGACUUGCACUCAUAAUGUUCAGAAAUUUUUAUCUUUUUGGUGAUGGCUUUGAACAUUUAAACUUAUCUGUCUUCUUCCGUAUUUUUUGUGUUCCUCCAAUUUAAGGAUAUGGUUUCUUCA